Messenger RNA from Echinops telfairi (small Madagascar hedgehog), 3797 nucleotides. It is a transcript of the gene POLR2B, whose product is annotated as RNA polymerase II subunit B. The record is from RefSeq and is a predicted model, not a curated record. Gene Ontology annotation, biological process: DNA-templated transcription. The coding region runs from base 79 to 3603 and encodes 1174 amino acids. Gene Ontology annotation, cellular component: RNA polymerase II, core complex. Gene Ontology annotation, molecular function: DNA-directed RNA polymerase activity; DNA binding; ribonucleoside binding. The transcript is spliced from 25 exons. Lineage: Eukaryota; Metazoa; Chordata; Mammalia; Afrosoricida; Tenrecidae.
CUGUGCGGUGGUGUUGGCUGCGCGCGUUUCUGUCUCAGUAAUUUUAAGGCUUAAGAAGCUUCCGAGCCACUUGCCAAUAUGUAUGACGCAGACGAAGAUAUGCAAUAUGAUGAGGACGAUGAUGAAAUCACCCCUGAUUUAUGGCAAGAAGCAUGUUGGAUUGUAAUCAGUUCCUAUUUUGACGAGAAAGGCUUGGUCAGACAACAGCUGGAUUCUUUUGAUGAGUUUAUUCAGAUGUCUGUUCAGAGAAUUGUGGAAGAUGCACCCCCUAUUGACCUGCAGGCCGAAGCUCAGCAUGCCAGUGGAGAAGUCGAAGAACCGCCAAGAUACUUGCUAAAGUUUGAGCAGAUUUACCUCUCGAAGCCUACCCAUUGGGAAAGAGACGGUGCUCCUUCACCGAUGAUGCCGAAUGAAGCCAGAUUAAGAAAUCUCACUUAUUCUGCUCCACUUUACGUUGACAUAACAAAGACAGUCAUUAAAGAAGGUGAAGAACAACUUCAGACUCAGCAUCAGAAAACCUUUAUAGGAAAAAUUCCAAUUAUGUUGCGCUCAACUUACUGCCUGUUGAAUGGCUUAACGGACCGUGAUCUGUGUGAGUUAAAUGAAUGCCCUUUGGAUCCUGGCGGCUAUUUCAUUAUCAAUGGAUCUGAAAAGGUCCUGAUUGCUCAAGAGAAAAUGGCAACAAACACAGUUUAUGUGUUUGCCAAAAAGGAUUCUAAAUAUGCCUACACUGGCGAGUGUAGGUCGUGCCUAGAGAAUUCUUCCCGGCCCACCAGUACUAUCUGGGUUAGCAUGCUGGCGAGAGGAGGACAGGGUGCAAAAAAGAGUGCAAUUGGUCAGCGCAUCGUGGCAACUCUACCGUACAUCAAGCAAGAAGUUCCCAUCAUUAUUGUGUUCAGAGCACUAGGCUUUGUGUCUGACAGAGACAUUUUAGAGCAUAUUAUUUACGAUUUUGAAGAUCCAGAGAUGAUGGAAAUGGUUAAACCUUCCCUUGAUGAAGCCUUUGUCAUCCAAGAACAGAAUGUGGCACUAAAUUUCAUUGGCUCAAGAGGAGCGAAGCCCGGUGUGACAAAAGAGAAGAGAAUUAAAUAUGCAAAAGAGGUCCUGCAAAAAGAGAUGCUCCCCCAUGUGGGCGUCAGUGACUUCUGUGAGACCAAGAAAGCCUACUUCUUAGGGUAUAUGGUUCAUAGGUUACUUCUGGCAGCUUUGGGCAGGAGAGAGCUGGACGACAGGGAUCACUAUGGGAACAAAAGAUUGGAUCUUGCUGGGCCUCUCCUGGCGUUCUUAUUUAGAGGUAUGUUUAAGAAUUUGCUUAAAGAAGUGCGGAUCUAUGCACAGAAAUUUAUUGAUCGAGGAAAGGAUUUCAACUUGGAAUUGGCGAUUAAAACAAGAAUUAUAUCCGAUGGCCUAAAAUACUCGUUAGCUACUGGAAACUGGGGUGAUCAAAAGAAAGCUCACCAAGCCAGAGCCGGCGUGUCCCAGGUACUGAACCGUCUGACUUUUGCGUCUACUCUUUCUCACCUGCGACGUUUAAACUCUCCUAUUGGCAGAGAUGGCAAGCUAGCAAAACCAAGACAGUUGCAUAAUACGCUGUGGGGAAUGGUGUGUCCUGCUGAGACCCCAGAGGGUCAUGCUGUAGGACUUGUGAAGAACUUAGCUCUGAUGGCUUACAUUUCAGUUGGUUCUCAGCCAUCUCCCAUUCUGGAAUUUUUAGAAGAAUGGAGUAUGGAAAACUUAGAAGAAAUUUCUCCUGCGGCUAUUGCUGAUGCAACCAAGAUUUUCGUUAAUGGCUGCUGGGUUGGCAUACAUAAAGACCCUGAACAACUGAUGAACACCCUCAGGAAGCUGCGGCGUCAGAUGGACAUCAUUGUGUCUGAAGUUUCUAUGAUCAGAGAUAUUCGAGAGAGGGAGAUUCGUAUCUACACAGAUGCAGGCCGUAUUUGUAGACCACUUCUGAUUGUGGAGAAACAAAAGCUACUUUUGAAGAAGAGGCAUAUUGACCAGUUGAAAGAGAGAGAGUAUAACAAUUACAGCUGGCAAGAUCUUGUGGCCAGUGGGGUAGUAGAAUAUAUCGAUACCCUAGAAGAAGAAACAGUGAUGCUUGCAAUGACCCCGGAUGAUUUACAGGAGAAAGAAGUUGCAUAUUGUUCCACGUACACGCAUUGUGAGAUUCACCCUUCAAUGAUCCUUGGUGUCUGUGCAUCUAUUAUUCCCUUUCCAGACCACAACCAGUCUCCUCGAAACACAUACCAGUCUGCUAUGGGUAAGCAAGCUAUGGGAGUUUAUAUCACCAAUUUCCACGUUCGCAUGGACACACUCGCCCACGUUCUCUAUUAUCCUCAAAAGCCACUUGUGACCACACGGUCUAUGGAAUAUCUGCGCUUCCGAGAGCUGCCAGCAGGUAUCAACUCUAUUGUGGCCAUCGCCUCAUACACAGGGUACAACCAGGAAGACUCAGUGAUCAUGAACCGUUCGGCUGUUGACCGAGGCUUUUUCAGGUCUGUUUUCUAUCGGUCUUACAAGGAACAAGAGUCCAAAAAAGGAUUUGACCAAGAAGAAGUUUUUGAGAAGCCCACACGUGAAACAUGCCAGGGUAUGAGGCAUGCCAUUUAUGACAAGCUCGAUGACGACGGCCUGAUCGCUCCUGGGGUUCGUGUCUCAGGAGAUGAUGUCAUCAUAGGCAAAACUGUCACCUUGCCUGAAAAUGAAGACGAGUUGGAGAGCACCAAUAGGCGCUACACCAAGCGGGACUGCAGCACCUUCCUGAGAACGAGUGAGACGGGCAUUGUGGACCAGGUGAUGGUGACGUUCAACCAGGAAGGGUAUAAAUUCUGUAAAAUAAGGGUACGCUCUGUUAGAAUUCCACAAAUCGGAGACAAGUUUGCUAGUCGACAUGGUCAAAAGGGUACUUGUGGUAUUCAGUAUAGACAAGAGGAUAUGCCGUUUACCUGUGAAGGCAUCACCCCCGAUAUCAUCAUCAAUCCCCAUGCCAUCCCCUCUCGGAUGACCAUCGGUCACUUGAUCGAAUGUCUUCAAGGCAAGGUCUCAGCGAACAAGGGUGAGAUUGGUGACGCCACUCCCUUUAAUGAUGCGGUUAACGUGCAGAAGAUUUCCAACCUUUUAUCUGAGUAUGGCUACCAUCUCCGAGGAAACGAGGUCCUGUACAAUGGGUUCACUGGCCGAAAGAUCACAUCACAGAUUUUCAUCGGCCCCACUUACUACCAGCGUCUGAAGCAUAUGGUGGAUGAUAAGAUUCAUUCUCGUGCCAGAGGGCCUAUUCAGAUCCUCAAUCGGCAGCCCAUGGAGGGCCGGUCUCGCGAUGGUGGGCUGCGGUUUGGAGAAAUGGAGCGAGACUGUCAGAUUGCCCACGGAGCAGCCCAGUUCCUAAGAGAGCGGCUGUUCGAGGCCUCAGACCCGUAUCAGGUCCAUGUUUGCAAUCUGUGUGGGAUCAUGGCCAUUGCCAACACCCGGACCCACACCUACGAGUGCCGGGGCUGCCGCAACAAGACCCAGAUUUCCUUGGUGCGAAUGCCCUAUGCGUGCAAACUUCUGUUUCAGGAACUUAUGUCGAUGAGCAUUGCACCUCGCAUGAUGAGCGUUUAGCUUUUAAAAACCCUCAGCAAGAUGACUACUUGUAAAUAUUUUUCAUGCCUCGUUUCUCGGAUGCCUUGUUUUAAAGCAAAAGAAAACCACGGUGCACAUGUUGUACUGUGUGGAAGAGCAUUUUAUUUGUAGUACUGUAUGCAUGCUUGUCUCCCUUUGGUUUGUAAAUAAACAAUACAUUUUUGUAGAUAGUC